UUUCUCGUGACGGCUGUCCCGCCCCCCACCACUCUCCAGAACUGUAGCUCCCACGUUAGGAGGGCGGUCGUCACCUGCUUCUCCGCCGGCUGCUGCGGGCGCCAUGGCAACCGCCCCGUCCGCUACUGCAAGCGUUGCCAUGUCAACCAUCACAGCAGCGAGGUGGGGGCCGCUGCGGAGACGCACCUCUACCAGACCUCCCCACCCCCCAUCAACACGCGGGAGUGUGGGGCUGAGGAACUCGUGUGCACCGUGGAGGCCGUCGUCAGCCUGCUGAAGGAAGCUGAGAUCCAUGCAGAGAUGCGAGAACACGAGAUGAACCGCCGCCGGCAGAUGGGCCUGUCUGCCUCGCACCACUCCCUGGACAAUAUCGACUUCGACAACAAGGAAGAUGACCAGCAUGACCAAAGGCUGCUCAGCCAGUUCGGGAUCUGGUUCCUGGUCAGCCUGUGCACGCCCAGUGAAAACACGCCCACGGAGAGCCUGGCGCGGCUGGUCAGCAUGGUCUUCCAGUGGUUCCACUCCACCGCCUACAUGAUGGACGACGAAGUGGGCAGCCUGGUAGAGAAGCUUAAGCCGCAGUUCGUCACAAAGUGGCUGAAGACCGUGUGCGAUGUGCGCUUCGACGUCAUGGUCAUGUGUCUGCUGCCCAAACCGGUGGAGUUUGCCCGGGUCGGUGGUUACUGGGACAAGUCGUGUAGCACGGUGACCCAGCUGAAGGAGGGCCUGAACCGCAUCCUCUGUCUGAUCCCGUACAACGUCAUCAGCCAGCCCCUGUGGGAGUGCUUCAUGCCCGAGUGGCUGGAGGCCAUCCGCACUGAGGUACCCGACCAGCAGCUGAAGGAGUUCCGCGAGGUGCUCAGCAAAAUGUUUGACGUGGAGCUCUGCCCCCUACCCUUCUCCAUGGAGGAGAUGUUCGGCUUCAUCAGUUGCCGCUUCUCGGGGUACCCGGCCUCUGUGCAGGAGCAGGCUCUGCUCUGGCUGCAUGUGCUGUCGGAGCUGGACAUCGUGGUUCCCCUCCAGCUGCUGAUCUCCAUGUUCUCCGACGGCGUCAAUUCCGUGAAAGAGCUGGCCAAUCAGAGGAAGGCACGGGUGGUGGACCUGUCGGGCAAUGCUGGGGUGCGAAGGGUGAGCGUGGUGUCGGACCCGGGCCGCCGUGGCCAGCACAAGACGCUGAGCCCAUUUCCCAGCCCGUUCCGGAGCCCGUUCCGGAGCCCACUGCGCUGCAGCCCUUUCAGGAACCUGGGUCAUGCCACUGGACACUGCGCCCUGGACCUGGACUGCGAGGAUGACGACAUGAAUCUGGGCUGUUUCAUCCUCAUGUUCGACCUUCUCCUCAAACAGAUGGAGCUGCAGGACGACGGCAUCACGUUGGGCCUGGAAAGCAACCUGGGCAAGGACAUCGUGGGCAUCAUCAACAACGUGUUCCAGGCCCCGUGGGGCGGCUCUCACACGUGCCAGAAGGAUGAGAAGGCGCUGGAGUGCAGUCUGUGCCAGUCCAGCAUCCUGUGCUAUCAGCUCGGCUGUGAAUUGUUGGAGAGGUUGGCUCCCCGGGAGGAGAUCCGCCUAGUGGAGGCUACUGAAAGCCUGGAAGACAGCCUGAUCUUCCCCCGGCCUGAGUUUAGCAUUGGCACGGAGCAAGGCAUGGAGGACAGCGACAACGCUGACAGCAGACAGGCAGAUAAUCCGGGCAACCAGGAGCUCUCGCCCAAAAAUCCCCCCAUGAAGAACAACACAGAUAAGAAGUUUUCCUACCAGCACCUUCCCGUGUCUUUGAAGCUGAUUUACACAAUACUGCAGGAAAUGGGUAAGUUUGAGGAGCCGGACAUCCUGUUCAACAUGCUCAACUGCCUGAAGAUCCUCUGCCUGCAUGGAGAGUGUCUAUACCUCGCCCGCAAGGACCAUCCCCAGUUCCUGGCCUACGUCCAGGAGAAGUUGCUCAUCCCCUGUUUGUGGCGGAUGCUGAAGGCCGAGUUCUGCCAGCUGGCCUCCUUGGCUGUGCCUCAGCUCCUGCACGCCCUCUCGCUGCCCCACGGCGCCGACAUCUUCUGGAACAUCGUAGACAACAGCUUCAACAGCAAGCAGUGGAAGACACGCUUCGAAGCAGUGGAGAGGGUGGCGGUGCUCUGCCGCUUCCUGGACAUCUCCUCGGUCACCAAGAACCACCGGCUGAAGUACUCCCUGGCCCACGCCUUCUGCUGCUUCCUGGCCGCCGUGGAGGAUGUCAACCCGGCCGUGGCCACCCGAGCAAGGCUGCUGCUGGACAGCAUCAGGAGGCCAGCGCUGCAGGGCCUGUGUUUGUGCCUGGACUUCCAGUUUGACACGGUGGUCAGGGACCGGCCCAUAAUCCUCAGCAAGCUGCUGCUGCUGCACAUCCUGAAGCAGGACAUCCCUGCCCUCAGCUGGGAGUUCUUCGUGAACCGCUUCGAGACGCUCUCCCUGGAGGCCCAGCUGCACCUGGACUGCAACAAAGAGUUCCCCUUUCCCACCAACAUCACUGCAGUGCGGACCAACGUGGCCAACCUCAGCGACGCUGCCAUGUGGAAGAUCCGCCGGGCACGCUUUGCCCGCAACCAGCAGAAGAGCGUGCGCUCUCUGCGGGACAGCGUCAAGGGCGAGUCCGAGUCCAAGCGGGCCUUCUCCCUGCCCGAGACGCUGUCUAGCCGCCUGCCUCUAAGGCUUACGAGGCAAGAGCAGUCUGCCCCCUCACUGGGAGAUAUGAUAGAGACAGUCCUGCCAGGCCAAAGUGCCCCGGAUGACGACACCAUCAUCAAGGACGUGAUGCCCGAGGACGCCGGCAUCGACCACCAGACCGUGCACCAGCUGAUCGCCGUCCUGAUGAAGUUCAUGACUAAGGACCACAGCAGUGCGGAGGCGGACAUCGGCAGUGCCAAGGCCUUCAACACGGUCAAGCGACACCUCUACGUGCUGCUGGGCUACGACCAGCAGGAGGGCUGCUUCAUGGUGGCCCCACAGAAGAUGCGUACCUCUACCUGCUUCAACGCCUUCCUCGCCGGCAUCGCCCAGGUGAUGGACUACAACAUCGGACUGGGGAAGCAGCUGCUCCCCCUGGUGGUGCAGGUGCUGAAGUACUGCACGUGUCCCCAGCUGCGCCAUUACUUCCAGCAGCCACCGCGGUGCUCGCUGUGGGUGCUGCAGCCUCACCUUCGCCAGAUGUGGUUAAAGGCUCUGCUGGUGGUCCUCUACAAGUACCCCUAUAGGGACAUGGAUGUCAGCAAGGUGGUGCUGCACUUGAUCCACAUCACCAUCAAUACGCUGAACGCUCAGUACCACAGCUGCAGGCCCCACGCCACGGCCGGGCCCCUCUACAGCGACACCUCCAACAUCAGCCGCUACAGCGAAAAGGAGAAAGAGGAGGACAGCGUUUUUGACGAGUCUGACAUUCAUGACACGCCGACGGGGGCUGGCAACAAGGAGUCGCAGACCUUCUUUGCCCGGUUGAAGCGCAUCGGCGGUAGCAAGUCGGUGAAGUACCAGCCAGUGGAGCUCAACGCCCAGAAAAGUGACAUGGAGCUGUCAGAGUACCGGGAAGCAGGCCCCCUGCAGGACAACUUGCUGCGCUGUGUGCGUCAGGAGAGCACCAAGAAGAAGCGUCUGCAGGCCAUGCACAAGCAGAAGUCUCUGGACAUCAGCAACACUGACUCCAUCCUGUACAACCUGGACGAGCACCGGCGCAAGUCCUGCAUUGACCGCUGCGACCUGCAGGGGCUGCCUGCACCCGCUGGCCACCCCCGACGCGGCGAGCCACAGGGCAAGGGCUCCUCUGACAGCUCUGCAAGCCGCGCUGAGGGCCCCAACGCCCAGGACCGCAGCGGAUCCCGGGAAGUGGCCGCCGACGGCCGCAGGCCUGUCAUCCCCGAGGUGCGGCUAAGCUGCAUGGAGACCUUCGAGGACAAGCAAGGCUCCACAGAAAAGGAGGACCCCGCAGAAAAGGAGGACCCCGACCUUAUCGACCUCUCCUCCGACUGCACCUCCAUCCCAGAGAAGCACUCCAUUCUCUCCAUGUCCGACAGCGACUCCCUGGUCUUCGAGCCGCUGCCGCCACUGCGGAUUGUGGAGAGCGACGAGGAGUUUGAAAUGCUGGGCAGUCAGGGACCCAAGCCCAACGGAAGGCCGGCCGUGCCCGCUGUGACUGGGACGACCCUGCGGCCGGCGCCGGUGGUGCAGGUGAGUGUGGAGGACUGCUCAGUGGUGGGCCAGGACCCAGGCCCUACAGGUAGCCCCUUGCAGCUGCCCCAAGCGGGCCGGCUGACGCCCUCUGGUUCCGGGGAUCUCCCGGACCCCAAGGGACUCGCCAGCCCCGAACGGCAUAAGGACCCCUCGCAGGAGAGCCCACUGACCCUCAAGCAGAAGCGGGACCUGCUGCGGAAGACGCCAGCCGUGCCCGAGAUGUCCCUGGAUGACAUCACCGCACAGGCCGAGGACCCAAAGGUCCCCGGUAUCAGUCCUUCCGGCAGGGCUGUCUUCCUGAACCUUCCGGAAGAUGGCGGGCGCUCCCCAAGUCCAACCGAAGCAGGGGAUGCCACAAUCCCCGGCAGCGAUAACGAGGACCCUGAUGACGACCUCGGGGAUGAGGGCGACAGUGAUCCCAAGCCCGAGGAUGAUGGCGAGGGUGCGGAAUUCAAGAUUCAGAUCGUGCCCCGACAGCGCAAGCAGAGGAAGAUCGCUGUGAGCGCCAUCCAGAGGGAGUACCUGGACAUCUCCUUCAACACCUUCGACAAGCUGGGAGACACACCAGCUGAGACAGAUAAUGCAGCUCUGGCCACUCUGGAAAAGCCGCGGGGGUCUGCCUCGGCACCCGCUCUGGAGGCUGCCGUCCCAGACACAAACAGCCGCCCGUCGAUAGCAACCCAGUACCGACAGGCCAAGCGCGGCUCCCUGGGUGCCCUCACCAUGAGCCAACUGAUGAAGAGGCAGCUGGAGCACCAGUCCAGUGCCCCUCACAACAUCAGCACCUGGGAUACGGGAGCCACAAAAACCAGCCUCCUUUCGGCUCCCAGCACGGUCAGCAUGUUCGUUCCCGCCCCGGAAGAAUUCACCGACGAGCAGCCGACCACCAUGUCUGACCGGUGCCGUGACUGCGGAGCCGUGCUGGAGGAGUACGACGAGGAGACUCUGGGCCUGGCGGUGGUGGUUCUCUCCAUGUUCAUCCACCUGAGUCCCGACCUGGCUGCCCCACUUCUGCUCGACAUCCUGCAGUCCGUGGGCAGGCUGGCAUCAAGCACGAAUUUCUCCGGCCAAGCUGAGAGCAUGCUGAUCCCGGGAAAUGCACCGGGCGUGGCCAAGCAGUUUCUACGCUGCGUAUUCCAUCAGCUGGCGCCCAAUGGAAUCCUCCCGCAGCUCUUCCAAUCCAGCAUCAAAGAUGGCAGCUUCCUCAGAACUCUGGCUUCAUCCCUGAUCGACUUUAAUGAACUCAGCUCUGUGGCAGCUCUGAACCAACUGCUUGAGGGUCUGAACAACAAGAAGAGUUUGCCAGCAGGCAGUGCCAUGCUGCACUGCCUCGACAACAUCGCCACCUUCAUGGAAGCUCUGCCCAUGGACUCCCCCAGUAACCUGUGGACCACCAUCUGCAACCAGUUCCAAACUUUCCUGACCAAGCUGCCGUCCGUCUUGCCACUGAAGUGUCCGCUGGAUUCCAGCCUACGAAUCAUUAUUUGCCUGCUGAAGAUUCCAGCUGUAAGUGCUGCGCGGAGCUUGCUGGAGCCCUUCUCCAAGCUGCUAAGCUUCGUGAUCCAGUACGGGGUCUUCAGCCUCUCCUACCUGAUGGAACUGUGCAGCCUGUGCUACCGAGCCUUCAGCAAGGAGAGAGAUAAGUUCUACAUGUCACGUGUCGUGGUCCUGGAGCUUCUGCAGGCUCUGAAGUUCAAGUCUCCUCUUCCAGACACCAACCUGCUACUGCUGGUCCAGUUCGUCUGUGCAGACGCUGGGACGAGGCUGGCGGAAUCCACCAUCCUACAGAAGCACAUGAUCUCAUCACUUCCUCCGGGCACCACUGCAGCCAUGGAGUGCAUGAGGCAGUACACCAGCGAGGUGCUGGACUUCAUCGCAGACAUGCACACGCUCACCAAGCUCAAGAGCCACAUGAAGGCCUGCUGCCAGCCGCUCCACGAGGACACCUUCGGUGGGAACCUCAAGGUGGGCCUGUCGCAGGUGGUCGCCAUGGAGAUCAGCAAGGGAAAUCACCGUGACAACAAGGCGGUGACGCGAUACCUGCCCUGGCUCUAUCACCCUCCGUCUGCCAUGCAGCAGGGGCCAAAGGAGUUCAUCGAGUGUGUGUCUCACAUCCGUCAGCUGUCAUGGCUGCUCCUGGGGUCACUCACCCACAGUGCCUUGCACCAGGGCUCCAUUUCCUGUAUGCCCAUCCCUCUGGACGCCGGCUCUCAAAUCGCCGACCAUCUCAUCGUCAUACUGAUCGGCUUUCCAGAACAGUCCAAGACCUCGGUUCUCCACAUGUGCUCCCUCUUCCACGCCUUCAUGUUCGCCCAACUCUGGACCAUCUAUUGCGAGCAGGCGGCCGCCCCGCCCGCCCUGCAGAACCAGAACCAGAACGAGUUCUCUUCCAGCGCCAUCCUCACUGGCAUGGAGUUCUGGAGCCGCGUCACGCCCAGCAUCCUGCAGCUCAUGGCCCACAACAAAGUGAUGGUGGAGAUGGUCUGCUUGCAUGUCAUCAGUCUCAUGGAAGCUCUGCAGGAGUGCAACUCCACCAUCUUCGUGAAGCUGAUUCCCAUGUGGCUGCCUUUAAUCCAGUCCAGCUUAAAGCACCUGUCGGCCGGGCUGCAGCUGCGGCUGCAAGCCAUCCAGAACCGCGUGAACCACCAAGUCCUGCAGGGGCUGCCGGGCUGCGGCCAGCCGUCGCCACCGCCCUCCGCCCUGCGCAAGUGGCUGCAGUGCACGCAGUUCAAGAUGGCGCAGGUGGAGAUCCAGUCGUCGGAGGCAGCCUCACAGUUCUACCCCAUGUGAGGAGAGGCCCGUCCCCGGUCCAUGCCCUUGCUGCUCCACGACACCUGUCCACGUCCACAGCCUCAGAGUCAAAGCAAUAGAGCAGUGGCAGACCUGUCACGGGGACAAGGCAUUAGCCAGAGGGUCUUGCUGUUGUACCCUUGAGCAAGGUGCUGACCCCACACCACUCCAACCGAGGGGCGACUUACAUGCAAGUUACUCUGGGAAACUGCAUCGACAAAGCAAUCAAACAUCAGAGGAACCGAAUCCUCAGAAUGGCCUUGUGGGGGAGAGCAGGGGCUGAUGGGAAAUAUCAGCCGGCAGUGAGGAGGGGGUGUCCCUUAGCAUUGACGCUUAGAGGUGAGGCCUGUUCAAAAGCUAAGCUGACACAACCGUGCAGUCAGCAUGGAAUCUGGCCUCCACACUUCUCCUCUGCAGAAAUAUCUGCCACGGCUGGGGGGUCAGGGGGUGGGAUGGCUCCCAGAUGCCCUCUGGGAGAAGGUGAGAGGACCACAGGAGCAGUCCAGAUGGAGUAGACCUAGGAUGUCUCGCUUGGACUCGCUGCCUGUGCCCCAGACCUCGUGUCCAUCGCUCAGUGACACCAUGUUUACUUCCUGUUGCCCUCGCCGUUUGUGGUCAAAUAACAGAAUUAAAUAAAAAAUAGUUUUUUUCCAA
This is a messenger RNA of Paramormyrops kingsleyae, 7635 nucleotides long. The record is from RefSeq and is a predicted model, not a curated record. Lineage: Eukaryota; Metazoa; Chordata; Actinopteri; Osteoglossiformes; Mormyridae.